Molecule: messenger RNA, 982 nt
Organism: Arabidopsis arenosa
Lineage: Eukaryota; Viridiplantae; Streptophyta; Magnoliopsida; Brassicales; Brassicaceae
Source: the annotation of a GenBank genome assembly
AAAUUACUAAAACCUUGAAAACAAAAAAUGGAUAAAGAAGAAGAACUUGGUCGAAAAUGUUGUACUUGCUGCUUAAAGUUCAUCUUCACAGCUGGUCUCGGUGCUCUUAUCUUAUGGCUUAGUCUCCGUGCCGGCAAACCCAAAUGCUCAAUCCAAAACUUUUACAUUCCUGCCCUCAGCAAAAACCUAAGUUCACGAGACAAUACCACUCUAAAUUUCAUGGUUCGUUGUGACAAUCCAAAUAGAGACAAAGGAAUCUACUACGACGAUGUCCACCUUAUUUUCUCCACCAUCAACACGACCAAGACCAAUUCAUCUGCUCUUGUCAUAGUUGCUAACUACACAGUGCCUAAGUUCUAUCAAGGACACAAGAAGAAGGCCAAGAAGUGGGGUCAAGUAAAGCCGCUAAACAACCAGACCGUUUUACGAGCGGUUUUGCCUAAUGGAUCGGCGGUUUUCAGGUUGGAUCUGAAGACUCAAGUGAGAUUCAAGAUUGUUUUUUGGAAAACUAAAUGGUAUAGGAGAUUUGAAGUUGGUGCUGAUGUUGAAGUCAACCGUGAUGGAGUUAAAGCGAAUGAGAAAGAGAUUAAGAUGAAGAAAUCUGAUUUUUGGAAAACUCAGGGAUAUUGGAGUGACUUUGGUGCUGACGAUGUUGAUCUCACCGGUGAUGGAGCUCAAAAUAAAGGAAGUAAGACGAAGAAAUCUGAUUCUUCUUUACCAUUAAGAAGCUCUUUUCCGAUUUGUGUUUUGAUGAAUUUGCUCGUAUUCUUCGCUAUUCGUUAUCUUGAUUAGAUAGAGGUGUUGAUUUUCAACUUUUGUUUUUGUUUUUGGUUUUGUUGAUCUUGAUUAUUGACUCUUUCAUGAGUUUUGUUGUGUGCUAGUUCCAUUUUCUUCAUAGUUUCGGCCAAGUACUCAUUGCAUUCCCUUGUUGUUUUUGUUUUAACUAUGUACUAGUUUCCAUCAAUAAGAUUUCGAUUUGAAA